Molecule: messenger RNA, 3357 nt
Organism: Phymastichus coffea
Lineage: Eukaryota; Metazoa; Arthropoda; Insecta; Hymenoptera; Eulophidae
Gene: Grip91
Product: gamma-tubulin complex component 3
Exons: 11
Coding region: 41-2557 (838 amino acids)
Biological process (GO): microtubule nucleation; mitotic cell cycle; cytoplasmic microtubule organization
Cellular component (GO): centrosome; gamma-tubulin small complex; spindle pole
Molecular function (GO): gamma-tubulin binding; microtubule minus-end binding
Source: RefSeq, a predicted model, not a curated record
CGUACCGAAUGGUAUAUACUUACUACCGACCUGUGGACCUAUGGUGGACUGGAUAAAAGGAGAAAACAUGAGUGCUCCUGAACCUGAAAAUGUUAGCGAUUUACUACAAAAGCUUGUGGUAUCAGUGUGUGGGGAACAAAAGCCAGAAAUUUUACAAAAAUACACGCAAUUCUCUUUAAGUUUACUAUCGUCUACGCAAGGUGUCGAUGCUUUAAGGGAAGAUGAAGCAAUGGUUGCUAGUCAUAUCAAAAGUAAAUUAUCUGUGCAAGAUGCAAUACUUUUCGAUGAAUUGCAUAAUAAUUUAAAGGAUGGGGACCUCAAAAAUCGUCUUAGUACAUUGAGUUUUCUACUUCACAUGAGUCAUUCCAGUGAUCGCACACAAGACAAUAAUUUUGUAUUUCCUGAACUGAGAUUAGGUUUGAAUAUUCCUGUUGCAUCAACUAGUGGAUAUUCAUCACAAACACCUGUUUCACAUGCACAAGUUGUUCCAUUUUUAUCAUCAGAAACAAAUGCUACGGGUCCUUUGCUUAAUCCAAGUAGAAUAUUUGAUGAAGAUUGUAUAUCUGAAGAUACUCUUGUCCAAGAUCUUAUAUAUUCAUUUCAAGGUAUUGAAGGGAAAGUAUUGAAAUUGGACACUAACUAUGGCUUCCAAAUAGAUCCAAUAGCCAAAAUAAAUCGUUCACAAAAACAAGCUGUGCUACGACUUAGUGAACUUGGAUAUCUGUAUAAUAUUAUUCAACGAGGACUGAGUAGAAUGUCAAGUGGAUCUCAUGGUAGAGUAGCAGAUAGCUUUGUUGCUGCUCUUCACAAAGAAUUGUCAGAAUAUUAUAGAUUUAUAGCCAAUGCCCAAGAAGAAAUAAACAGGGUAAAAGAUCCUUUGGGACUAGACAGAGUGACUCUAUCUCAUUUACAAUUAUGGGCUUAUAAUCCUCUUGAGACACUCAAGUGGCUUGCAAGUAUUGUUAGAGCCUGUGCUGGCCAGACUGGAGGAGCCCUAGCUUCCGCUGUCUAUGAAUUUAGUCAUCAUGGUGAUCCCAGAGUAAAAAAGUUAGUUAAAAAAAUAUUAGAAAGUGUUUCAGAUCCUCUGUACAAUAUGCUUCUGAGGUGGAUAACAGAUGGUGAAUUGGAUGAUCCAUACAAAGAAUUCUUUAUCGAAUCAUGUGCUGAAGUAGCUGGAGAAAGAAUGUGGCAUGAAAAGUACCAAGUAAGAGAUUCUAUGGUACCGUCAUUUAUUAGUAGAUCACAAGCAAAAAAGAUUCUUGGCACUGGGAAAAGCAUAAAUUUCUUACGAGAAGUUUGUAAAGAUUUCUCUCCCCUUAAUACUCGAGAAGCUGAAGUAUUUCACGAUCCUACUGCUAGGCCUGGAGUUGAAGCUUUUUUUGAUAUGGAUCCUGAUGGGCCUCUACAAACUAUAAUGGAUGUGGCUUAUAAAGAAACAUCUACAAGAGUUGUAGACAUCUUAACAAAACAAUAUCAUUUGAUGGAUCACUUGCAAGGUCUUAAAGGGUACCUGCUUCUGGGACAAGGACACUUUGUUCAGCAUCUUAUGCAUCUCCUUGAGCCAGAACUUGCUAAACCUGCUAAUUCUUUAUAUCCACAUCAUAUUUCAUCAAUUUUGGAAACAGCCAUACGGGCUACUAGUACUAAAUUAGAUGAGUUAGAUGUUCAAAAAAGAUUAGACGUUCGAUUAUUGGCUCCAUCAGAAAAUGAAUUAGGCUGGGACGUUUUUGCUCUCGAUUAUAAUGUAGACGGACCCAUUGGAACGAUUUUGGAGCCGAGUCGUCAAAUUUAUCAAGCAGUAUUUUUUUCAUUGUGGCGAGCAAAACGAAUGGAAAGUAUUCUCUCAGCUAUUUGGAAACAACAAAUCACAUCUGCAAAAUUAUUUAGGAAGAUGCCAGAAAUCACACCUAUACAGAAGCAUAUUCAUUUAAUAACUAGCAGUAUGGUUCAUCUUGUUCACCAAAUGCAAUAUUACUUUUUAUUUGAGGUAAUAGAAUGCUCAUGGGAUGUUUUUGCCAAACAACUUGGACAAGCAUCUUCUCUGGAUGAUAUCAUUACAGCCCAUUUAAACUUCAUCAGAUCCGUAAGAAGAGGAACGCUUCUUGAUGAGCAAUCUCAAGAAUUGAUGAAUCAUCUUCGUUCUGUAUAUGGACCAAUACUGGAGCUCCAAGGUCUGGAAGAAACUUUUUUGGCACGCGCUACCGCAGAGUAUGAAGCAAGAAUCAAAACUGAAAAAUUCAUUGUAGAAGAAAGUGAAAAUAAAAAGCAAUGGGGAACUUCAAAAAGUAAAGACGAUGAAGUUACUGAAAGAAAAUCUUUGUUCUUGAAAUAUUUAAAUACACUGUCAAUGAAAUUGAAGUUAUUGUCAAGAACAUAUCAGGAUCGCGUAAAAAAAUUUUUAUUGAUGUUAGCUUCUGCAGAAGAUGUUUCUUUACAGUUGUUAAGUGUUCGACUAGAUUUUAAUGAGUAUUAUAUAAGCAGAGAUAGCCGUUUGGUAGCUCCACUCACAUAUCAGCAUCGGCGGCAAAGUGAUCAAUUGUUCCUCACUGAUAAGUGACAAACAAAAUCAAUAAGUCAAAGUAAUAUCAAUAGAAGUCCCUUUCCAUUAUUCAGACCAACUUUAACGUUAGAUGUUAGUAGUUGUACCAUGCCCAAAGGAGAAAGAUGUGAUUUAAGCAACAUUGAACUUACUAAGCAAGUUUUCAGGAGCUCUUUCGAAAACGAAUAUCUCGUGGAGGUAAAGAAAAACUUUCAAGAAAAUAAUUCCGAAGAAGAAAUACCACAAACUCCAGAUCAUGGCGAUUUAGAUUUUCAAGUGCCAUUAGUCAGGCUCCAAAUAAUGCCACUAGAAAAUUUUGAAACGGUGAUAGAUGAGAAAAUAAAACUUUACUCUGAAGAAAAUGAAAUUAUAAGUUUGAAAGUUGAAUCUCAUUUAAAUAUGACAGAAAAUCAUUUUUCCCAAGAAAAUUUCUUUCCAGGAAAAAGCAAAAAAACUUUAGUCAAUUCUUACAGUCGUACUUCACUUAUACAGUUGUCCGAUUCAGUUGUUCAGACUUCUCAGACUGAAUUAGUAUCUCAAACCAUGUCAAAUGCAAGAAUUAGCACCGUUUCGAAAGGUCCUCGCGACUUGGAAUCGCAAAAUUUGUUACCGUCUGAACGAGCUAAAAAGAGGAGAAUAAUUUUUUGCUGCGUUGGAUAACAUCCAUUCAACAAUAAUUGAGCUUUAGCCUUAUCAUGCCAUUACUAUAAGCUGUGAUUAUUUAGUUAUUAAAUAUUCGGACAUCAAUUUUAACAAUGAGAAUUUUGAUAUUGUUUGCACACAUUAAUAGCCACAAUAUUUUUAUAAUAUACCAUAAU